UCGCCUUGGUUUCUGUUCGCUUCUUACGACUACGGAUUUAGAAGAAUUUGCUAUUAUUCGAACACUAAAAUAUUUUCAGUGAAACUAUUUCACAAUAACAAUGUCUUAUUAUCAAGGAAAUAGACCAGGGAUACCCAACCAAAGUCAGUCGAUCAUGUCUGAAGUAAACACUCUUCAAGACUUGUCUACCUCCUCACCUGGGAUGUUGCCCGAUGAAGUAUCUCUGGACCAUGUGUUUUCAGCCAUGAUGCAAGAGUUACAGGAUUUGUUUGACCAAGUAUCUGCUUGUGAAGCUGAAUUUCAACAGAUUACCCAAAGACGUUCAAGAAGAAGCCAGUCAGAAGACUCGAGAAAUAAUGAUGAAUAUAUGGAGUUGUUGGCUAAAAAAGGAAAUCUCUUGGAAGGGAUCACUUCUGCGUUGGAGAAGAUAGAACUAUCUCCUGAUAUUCCAAAAGCAAAAGUACAUUGUUAUCAGAAGUAUGCUACUCUUCUGAAAGACAGACAUGACCAAAUCAGCCAUGACGUAAGCACACUCAUUGCAGAUCUGAAAGCUACCACAACAGAGUGUGAAAGGGUCGAGAAACAGAUAGAAACAUUCAAGAAGUUAAAGGAAAACGAAGACGUUACAAAUGAGGGAGAAAAAGUUAAUCAACUGUUCAAUGAGGCAAAAAAGGAUCUGAAUACAAUUCUGUCGGUUCUAUAUCCUGAAAACAUGAAAAGGGAGUUUGCAUUAACAAUGGCUCAAUUGACGGACGCAUUUAUGCAAAAUGAUAAUGAAGAGGAUCAGUUCAUUGAACUUUCACCUGAAACUCUGCAAAAUCCUGCAAUGAUCACGAUGAUGAAAGGCCAUGUGAUCGUCAAGGAUCCCUCAAACCCCAUGAAGUACCGUUUGAAUAUGGCUGAGUAGCCUAAGAGAAUGAUAACGGUUCUGCAAAAAGUGUACAGUUUCAUUGUUUCCUACAUAUUUAUUUUUUUGUUACCAUGUUGCAUAUUUAAAUAAAACUAUUUUCUACUUGUGUUCAAAUAAACAUGU
Molecule: messenger RNA, 1033 nt
Organism: Macrosteles quadrilineatus (aster leafhopper)
Lineage: Eukaryota; Metazoa; Arthropoda; Insecta; Hemiptera; Cicadellidae
Exons: 6
Coding region: 101-907 (268 amino acids)
Source: RefSeq, a predicted model, not a curated record